Messenger RNA from Trichosporon asahii var. asahii CBS 2479, 564 nucleotides. RefSeq lists its product as uncharacterized. NCBI's taxonomy places the organism in Eukaryota, Fungi, Basidiomycota, Tremellomycetes, Trichosporonales, Trichosporonaceae. The transcript has a single exon. The coding region runs from base 1 to 564 and encodes 187 amino acids. The record is from RefSeq and is a predicted model, not a curated record.
AUGAAGUUCACCUCCCUCCUCGUCACCGCCACGGCCCUCUUUGGCCUCGCCUCUGCCCGCCCUGCUAAGCGCGAGCUCGAGGCCACUGCCGCCGACCUCGCCGACCCCAAGGCGAACUUCAACUUCUCGCCCCUCGAGUCCGCGCUCAACACCGUCUUCUCGCAGAUCGAGCAGAUCCCCGAUUCGGUCCUCGAGAGCGGCGACGAGGCGACCGCCGCCUGGCUCAAGGAGAACCCCUUCCAGAAGCGCGACUAUGUCGACGUCCGUGUCCCGCUCAACGAGCGCAGUGACGUCUCGGUUUUUGAGGAGCGCGGCAUCGACUGGGGCAAGGUCGCCAAGUGUGUCGCGACCGUCACGUCGGCUAUUGCGACCAACGUCAUCCCCGCCGCCAAGCUGCUCAAAAUUAAGAAGUACAUUGCCGAGCUCGGUGGUGUCAAGACGGCCAUUCAGCUGCUCAUUGGCGCGACGACCACCGCUGAGAAGCUCAAGGCUGGCGGACAGGCGCUCGUCGAGCUUAGCAAGCUCUUCCUCGGUGUUACCGCCAUUGAGUCUGCGUGCUUCUAA